CUCCAGCUGUCCUUGUAUUACACAUCUUAUUUCAAACUUCACCUGUGAGCCUAACUAAGCACACAUACAUCGAUGCUCACCGUUUGGCACCAUGUUACGAAACUGUAUCUAAAUUUACAACAAUUAUCUCACUGUACUAUAAUUAUAUGUGUUAUAAAAUGGCGCAGUGGGAAUUGAUUAUGGUUUAGGGCUAGUUUGGGAAUACUAAUUUUCCAUAGGAUUUUCAUUUUCCUAAGGGAAAAUGAACUAAUUUCCCUUGGGAAAAUGAAAAUCCUAUGGGAAAUUAGUGUUCCCAAACUAGGCCUUAGAGCGCAAUAAAAACAUGACAAAGUAGUUAAGACUUCAUCAAGAAGGCAGAAAAAAUCCUACGAAAACCGCCGGAAUCCUCUAGAGAAAACCGUUUCAUUUCUCCCGUGGUGGACAGACUGGUGGUGGUGGUGGUGUGGGAAAUUUCGCGGCCACGCCCCUCCCUGUUUCCACAAAUUAGACGUCCAGCCCUCUGCAUCAUCGGUAGGCGAACCACGCGUGCGCGCACGCACGGUAUACGUACGCGUACAUAGGCAGGUAGGCGCAGGUCCCUUUUACUUUACAGUAACCCCCAAAUAUUCCUGGAAAAAUUAAUCCCACCCGCGUUUCCACCCACAGGCCAAAGCAGGCGAGAGGCCCCAGGCCCGGACGGACGCCACAAGACACGAGGACAGGGGGGAAGCUGCAGGAGGGAGACGAGCAGCCGGCGGUGAGAGCAACCCGGCCCGCCCCAAUGGAGACGCAAGUGGCGGCUCCGCCACACCAGCAGCAGCAACAGCAGCAGAAGGCGGCCAACCUGGCGCGCACCUUCACCAAGCUGCUCCGCCGCAAGCGCGCCGAGGCCGCGGCGCAGGGCGGCGCGCCCGAGGCGCCCGCUUCUGUGGCUCCAGGAGACGCGCUGGAGGAGGAGCGGACGGAGCCUCCGCCCGCCAUCCCGUCCCUCAGCAAGCUCAAGCUGUCGGGGAACCUCGCCGCCGCCUACUCCUUCGACGCCUUCUUCCGCAACGCCGCCGAGAAGAAGGCGGCGGCGGCGGGAGGGGGAGCGGUCCGGCAGCCUGCGGGUGCGGGGGAGGUGACGCUGGAGGCCGCGGCGGAUGCGCUGCUGGCCAACCUCUUCGCGGGGGUCUCGGCGGUGAAGGCGGCGUACGCGCAGCUGCAGCUCGCGCAGUUCCCCUACGACGCGGAGGCGAUCCAGUCCGCGGACGCCGCCGUGGUCGCCGAGCUGACGAGGCUCUCCGACACCAAGCGGAGGUACCUGAGGGACCCCGCCGCCGCGGCCCGGGGCGCGGCGGCGGCGGGCCACACCGCGCUCGCGGCGCACGCCGAGGAGCAGCGCCACCUCCUCAAGACGUACCAGAUCACGGCGCGCAAGCUGGAGUCGGACCUCCGGGCCAGGGACGCCGAGGCCGAGCGCGCCAGGAGCUCCCUGACCGGCGAGCUCCGCGCCGAGCGCGCCCUGGAGGCGCGGCUCCACCCGGGGCGGACCCUGGCGUCGCUGGACGAGCUCCACCUCUCGGGCCUGAACCCGACCCACUUCCUGACCGCGCUGCGGCACACGGUGAAGUCGAUCCGGUCCUUCUCCAGGUCGAUGCUGAGCUCGAUGCAGUCCGCCGGGUGGGAUCUGGGCGCGGCGGCCGCCGCCGUGCACCCGGGCGUCCCGCUCCGGCGCGCCGGCGACGCCAAGUUCGUGUUCGAGUCGUACGUGGCGAUGAAGAUGUUCGCCAACUUCCACCGCCGCGACUUCAACUUCAGCUUCCUGGGCGAGCGGGAGUUCUACGAGCGGCGGCGCUUCUUCGAGGAGUUCACGGAGCUGAAGGCGGAGCCGGCGAGCGCGUUCCUGGACGCGAGGAGCCCGCGGUGGGGCGGGCUCGGCAAGUUCCUGCGCGCCAAGUACCUGUCGCUGGUGCACGCGCGGAUGGAGACGGCCUUCUUCGGGCGGCUGGAGCAGCGCGGCAUCGUGAGCGCCGGGCCCGGGUUCCCGGAGAGCUCGUGGUUCGCGGACUUCGCGGAGAUGGCGCGCCGCGUGUGGCUGCUGCACUGCCUCUUCUUCGCGUUCGACGGCGGCGCCGAGGAGGACGGCGCGUCCAUCUUCCAGGUGCGCACGGGGGCGCGCUUCUCGGAGGUGUACAUGGAGAGCGCCAGCGACGGGAGCGCCGGCGACGACGCCGAGGACCGCGUGGUCGGCUUCACCGUUCUGCCGGGGUUCAGAGUCGGGCGGACACUGAUCCAGUGCCGCGUCUACCUGUCCAAGCCGGGGCGGCGGCCGUGAUCGAUGAUGGGUCGUGGCUGUGAGAGACCGAAGAGAGAAGAAGAUGAUGGGGGGGGGGGGGGGGGGGGGGGAAUAGUGCCCAUUUUGGGUCGGCCGUCGAGGUCUCCCGCCGGCAGCCGGCCGGGGCAGUGGCCAUUAUGAUGAUGACGGGGGGGUGGCUAUGUAUGUAAAUCUAUCCAGACAUGUAGGGAUGUUCUAAUCCGUAAUAUAAAUGGUAUUUUCAGUUCCAGAUGCUGCA
Messenger RNA from Zea mays, 2534 nucleotides. Its product is annotated as UNE1. The record is from RefSeq and is a predicted model, not a curated record. The coding region runs from base 761 to 2296 and encodes 511 amino acids. Gene Ontology annotation, biological process: negative gravitropism; response to red or far red light. Lineage: Eukaryota; Viridiplantae; Streptophyta; Magnoliopsida; Poales; Poaceae. The transcript has a single exon.